Molecule: messenger RNA, 1671 nt
Organism: Daldinia childiae
Lineage: Eukaryota; Fungi; Ascomycota; Sordariomycetes; Xylariales; Hypoxylaceae
Product: Dol-P-Man:Man(7)GlcNAc(2)-PP-Dol alpha-1,6-mannosyltransferase
Exons: 3
Coding region: 1-1671 (556 amino acids)
Biological process (GO): protein N-linked glycosylation
Cellular component (GO): endoplasmic reticulum membrane
Molecular function (GO): alpha-1,6-mannosyltransferase activity
Source: RefSeq, a predicted model, not a curated record
AUGGCAGCUCUCGACUUACUUCUGUCGCUGGCUAUACCGGCCUUAAUAAUCAUACACCUCUUGGUAGCCCCACAUACCAAAGUUGAAGAGUCUUUCAACAUCCAGGCAACUCACGAUAUUUUAGUGUAUGGAACGCCCACUAAGGAUAUAUAUCAACGGCUCUCAUCUCAGUAUGACCACUUUGACUUCCCUGGUGCUGUCCCUCGCACCUUUAUUGGUCCAGUUCUACUAGCGGGGAUCGGUCAGCCUAUCAUCGCGCUGGUAGGCUUCCAAUAUGCACAACUUGUCGUGAGAGGUAUUCUGGGGCUCUUCAAUGCUGGAGCGCUGUGGGUGUUCAAGUCGAAGGUGGAAAAGGCGUAUGGAAGGUCGACUGCGAGGUGGUAUGCGUUAUUGCAACUUAGCCAAUUUCAUAUCUUGUUCUACUCUUCUAGGACGCUACCUAAUAUGUUCGCUUUCGGCUUGACGACGUUGGCCUUUUCUCAACUGAUAGGAGACCCAUCUCAAAAUAUACAGGCUUGGAGAUACAAAUUGGCUAUUGCAUAUCUCACCAUAGCUACCGCCGUAUUCAGGUCCGAAUUGGCAAUUCUCAUGGUGACCGUCACCCUCUAUGGUCUAGCUCUCUCGCAUAUCUCCUUAGUAAAAAUCAUCCCUGCCUUCAUCGUUUUCUUUGCCAUGUCGUUGUUACUCACGAUACCGAUCGACUCUUACUUCUGGCAGAAGCCGUUGUGGCCGGAACUAUGGGGGUUUUAUUAUAACGCCGUUCUUGGUUCUUCCUCUGAAUGGGGCGUUUCCCCUUGGCACUACUAUUUCACAUCUGCCUUACCUAAGAUCCUCACGAACCCGUUGAGCUCGACCGUUCUCAUUCCCUAUGCUCUUUGGAACGCUGGGACGAGAAAACAGGCUCAAUCGCUAGUGAUCCCUAGCCUUUUGUUUGUGGCGAUGUACUCUCUUCAGCCGCACAAGGAAGCUCGUUUCAUAUUCUAUGUUGCACCACCGUUGACAGCAGCAGCGGCUUUAGGGGCAAAUUAUAUCUUUACAAGACAUAAUAAGUCUAUCGUCUUCUUACUUACUUCUAUUGCAAUAGUUGGCUCGGUACUUGUUUCAUUCGGCCUCAGUACCGCUAUGCUUAUUAUAUCUUCUCUCAAUUAUCCCGGUGGCGAAGCGCUAUCGGAACUUCGUGGUCUCGUUACCUCGUCUUCCUCGUCUGAUCUUCAAACUAUCAUGGUUCAUACGGACGUACUGUCGUGUAUGACAGGAGUAACACUCUUUGGGCAACAUCCUUACCCCCCUAAUGAUCGGCACCCGGCAAAUGGAUUGACGUUUAACUACGAUAAGACGGAAGAUGAAAGCACUUUACGGAGCCCGGCAUUCUGGGAAAAGUUCGACUACGUGCUCGCCGAAGAUCCGGCUUCGGCUAUCGGCCCUUGGGAGAUAGUUGGUGUGGUGGAAGGUUUUGCCGGAGUUGAACUAAUCAAACCGAGUGCACACUCCGGUAGCGAUAUUGAGAAUGGCCAAGAUAGAGUAUUCGGCAGAGGAGUUUUCGUAAGAAGAGUGAAGAAUUUCGUUAGAGCAUUAACUGGCGGUUGGUGGAUUGGUCCGAGGAUGGAGCCGAAAAUACACAUACUCAGAAAAAUGCGCGAGGGUGAGGCUAGACGAGCUGUAACGGAGUAG